AGGAAGACUGAAGCAAACAGAACUCCGAACAUCAAACAAGACCUCCGCGCCUCUUUAGAACGGUACUAUCAUACGAUGAGUGGGGUCAUAUACUAAUACGCCCUCUAGUUGCGGACCUGCCUACUAUGUAUAUUGUGGCCCCAGGAACACUGACUCUACGCCUUGAGAUCUACGUUCUGUUAGUUCAAGAUCGAAACUGCGGUUAUGCAGGUUGUCGGCGUUUUGAGACUACCAAGAGGUUCUUUUGAAUAUCCUAGGUGCAAUUGACCAAUUAGAUUGAAUGUUAUACCUUGCUAUAGAAUUAGUAACAUGGUUAAUCAUGCUAUUCCUGGGAGUUGCGGUGGACUUCUAGGUUCAAGAGAAAUGCGGAUUCAUCGUACGCCGCCUAGUCACAUAUAACUAGCGGUAGAUAGCUUUUAACUACUAAUUUAUUCGGCGGCCAAUAUUGCCCCGGGACCGGAUUGCUUGCAUCGGUCGCGGAUAACUAUCUAGGUAUCUAGGUGAGUAUAUAAGAGUCGAUAUAAACCGCAUUCAUACGGAGAUAGGGCUGUAAACUUUACUACAUUGUAUUUUUGUUGUGAAGCAUUCUUGAAGUAUCCAAUGGCCAAAUUCUCCCACGAACCUAUUAUUGAGGCCGCCUGCCAGAAUGGUGGACUGCCUGGCGUGGUACUCACUGCGGGGGACGCCACGGGCAAAUUCCAGUAUGCGAAGGCGUUCGGUCAGAACGCCCGCGGGGAGACUCUCGCGCUAGAUAGUGUGAUGUGGAUUGCCUCAAACACCAAGAUCGUAACGGCGGUCGCAGCACUCCAGCAAGUCGAGAAAGGAAAGAUUGGAUUGGACGAUGAUAUCACGAAAGUGAUUCCGGAGAUCGCUUCAUUACAAGUCCUCGCGGGUUUCGAAGAAGGAGGAAAACCCAUAUAUGAAGACAGGAAGUUCCCGCUCACUCUUAGGAUCCUACUCACACAUACCUCUGGAUUCACUCACCCAUUAUUCAAUGCCAAACUCCAACAGUUAGAGAAGUAUACUGGCCCUCUUGUGGCAGACUCUAGGACUAUCCUAGGUGACUGUACCCUGCCCCUCGUCUGUCAGCCUGGCGAGAGUUGGGAAUAUGGUUUGAGCUACGACGUGGCGGGCAAACUAAUCGAAAGGCUCUCUGGUCUCUCUCUGGAGGACUACAUGCGGGCUAACGUCUGGGACCCAUUGGACAUGCCGCUUAUCAGCUUUGUGCCCGAUUCGAAACCCGAGAUGAAAGCACGCAUGAUAAAAUCGAGUACUAGGGCUGGGCCGGGCAAAUUGGUACCCGGAGAUAUGUACUUUCAUCAAUUAGGAGGGGAUAAAGACGAUGCGUAUGGAGGAGCAGGGCUCUGGGCAUCCGCAGAUACUUACGCGAAACUCCUGCAUUCACUGUGCGCGAAUGAUGGUCGGGUACUGGGUAAGGAAAUGGCGGAUGAGCUGUUCCGGCCACAGCUGCGACCCGACGUUAGGGAAGCGCUGAACGAGACGGCUAGAACUGUAGAGGCGGUACGACAAAUUUAUGCCAAUUCGUUCGAUAUGGAUCAUCAAAUAAUAGACCAAGCGCUUGGUGGAAUGGUUGGAACUCGAGACGAACCUGAUAGGAAAAGAGCCGGGACUAUGGCUUGGGGUGGAUUUCCUAAUCUGAUUUGGUGGGUUGAUAGGAAAGCUGGCCUAUGGGGAUCAGUCUUUACUAAUCUCGUGCCGGCUGGAGACGUUGAAGCAACCGAAUUGGCGGCGGUUUUUGAACGGUCGAUCUAUGAGCAGUAUGAAGAGUUUAAGAAACAGAAUGCCUAGUGAGUGUAUUACUCGAGCGGUGGAAUCGGGAUGAAUGAAUUGAAUCACUUCAAGUGAUCCAGGCUCAUAUGAUGGCGGAAGAUGGUGGAUGAGAGGUGUAUAAUUUACGAGGUACCGACAAAAAGCGAUUAAAAAUAACAUUGAAGGUUCUCUUAUGCAUCUAUUUCAUAAAAAAUCCAUUGCGACCGACAGAGGUCGGAAGGCAUACCUACCUAAAUAUAGCGAAGCUUCUGUUCUUGGGCG
Hypoxylon trugodes is the source of this 2052-nucleotide messenger RNA. Its product is annotated as beta-lactamase family protein. The record is from RefSeq and is a predicted model, not a curated record. Bases 601 to 1809 code for a protein of 402 amino acids. Lineage: Eukaryota; Fungi; Ascomycota; Sordariomycetes; Xylariales; Hypoxylaceae. The transcript is spliced from 3 exons.